GGCGGCAACACAAGGCUGUAUGUGGGUCGUCUUUCCUCGCGUACCCGGACCCGGGACCUUGAAGACCUUUUUGGGAGAUAUGGGAGGUUUUGGGGGCUUUCCCAACCUCGGUGUCCAUGGUGGGAGGGUGCCCUUCGUGGAAUUGGUGGCUGUUCUUUCUAGCAGACUUUGGCGAUUCUUUUGAUAAAUUAUCUUGAUGUUUUAAUGGAAAUCACAAUCAUGACUGGUGUUUAGUUCCUUCUGACUGGUGAUACAUUUCUCUACUUGCAUCUUGAUGGCGUUACUCUUUGUCGAUGCAAUUUCCGCAGAGUGCGAUAUGUGGAUAUGAAGCAUGAGUUCGCUUUUGUUGAGUUUAGUGAUCCUCGGGAUGCUGAUGAUGCAAGGUACAACCUUGAUGGUCGGGAGUUUGAUGGAAGCCGCAUGAUUGUUGAGUUUGCUAAAGGGGUUCCACGUGGACCUGGAGGAUCACGUGAAUAUAUGGGCAGAGGACCACCACCUGGUUCUGGCCGCUGCUUUAACUGUGGGAUUGAUGGGCACUGGGCCCGUGACUGCAAAGCCGGAGACUGGAAAAAUAGAUGCUAUCGCUGUGGAGACAGGGGCCAUAUAGAAAGGGACUGCCGAAACAGCCCAAAAAAUCUCAGUGGGCGUGGAAGAAGCUACUCAAGAUCCCCAAGCCCUCGUCGUGGAAGGAGCCGUGAUAGGAGCUACAGCAGGAGCCCUAGCAGGAGCUACAGUCGCUCCCAGUCUCCAAGGAGGGGUGGCCGUGAUGAAAGGAGAUCAAAGAGCCCUCGUGACAACCGCAGCCCUAGGGGAAGCCCCCGCGACAGCCGCAGCCCUAGGGGAAGCCCUCAUGACAGUCGCAGCCCUAGAGGGAGCCCUCGUGACAACCAGAGCCCUAGGGGAAGCCCUCGUGAUAGCCGCAGCCCUAGGAGAAGUGCUUCACCACCCAAGGGGAGGAACCGCAGUCCUACCCCUAACGCCAGCAGGAGUCCUGCACCAAGGGAGUACAGCAGGAGCCCAAUGAGAGCUGACAGCCGUAGCCCAGUUGAUAAUGAGCGCCGGGAGAUCAGUCCAGCUGCCAAUGGCCGGAGCCCAAGCCCCAGGGAUUAUGAAGGCAAUGGCAACCAUAAGGCUUCACCUAGAGGAAGUGCAUCACCUUGAAUGAGAAUGUUAGGAGAGUUGAUCGGAGUCUUAUGUUUAUGAAUCAAUUUAAACCUGCCAAAGAUUUAGUCGUCUCAAUGAAUUUGAGAUUUGAGUGGAUUUGUAUCCUUUCUGUUAUUGACACCUUUUUAUAUCGUCCCUUUCAUUAGUUGAUAGACCAUGCCAUCUAUUGGUUGUACUUUUAAGGGCAUAAAAUGGAAUUUGCGUGCUAACGCGAUUUCUGGGACAGUC
This is a messenger RNA of Oryza brachyantha (malo sina), 1392 nucleotides long. RefSeq names its product serine/arginine-rich splicing factor RS2Z32-like. Gene Ontology annotation, biological process: mRNA splicing, via spliceosome. Gene Ontology annotation, molecular function: mRNA binding; zinc ion binding. Bases 325 to 1161 code for a protein of 278 amino acids. NCBI's taxonomy places the organism in Eukaryota, Viridiplantae, Streptophyta, Magnoliopsida, Poales, Poaceae. The record is from RefSeq and is a predicted model, not a curated record. Gene Ontology annotation, cellular component: nuclear speck. The transcript has 6 exons.